UCAGACCGGCCAGCAGAACCCACACCGACAUCCUCAAGGUCAAACGUGCAGUGUGUCAAGGUCAUUUAAAAAGCCUUUGUCACACCUGCUGCUGGAAAACACCUGGCCGUGUCACCGGGGAAACCGGACUUUAAUGACGAGGGGUUCGGGUCUGAGUGACGUCAUCCCACCGCGCUGCUCUGUAAUGACGUUGACACGCCGCGGAGGGGCGUCCGAGAGGACGGAUACAGCAGUGUCCCACACGUGUGACGAGUCUGUGAACGCACCUCACGUCGGUCGCGAUUGUGCGGGCGAGUCGGAACCGGUGCUGACUGGAGGACGAAGCGCCCGCUUCCUCCUCCCUCGCGCGGCUGCAGGAGAGGCGUGUCGCCCGCCCGAUGACAGGUAGAUCCGCCGAACCUGGCACGCUUCAGCUCGGUUCUGGCCUCGCCAUCUUUCAACAGCGAACGUCCGCGACGGCGGCUGACGUCACGCCUAAUGGACCCUAAUCGGAUCGGAACCGAAGCCGCAGGCGGAAAAAAAAUCGGUGUCACCACACCAGCAAGGAUGGAAGGAAUGUGGGCCGCGAGGAGCGACGAUUCGACGUGAGACAGGCCGGUACCGGUCCUUCUGACUCGAACGUGGAGGUCUAGACCACGAGCCAAACAUGGACCCAGUAGUGGCAGCGGGUCCCAAAACCCGGAUGGAACCCAGAACCUCCGAGUGGAGCCUCACUGUCCUCUUGCUGGUCACCGUGAUGCUGUUUUGCAUGGCGACAUCCGGUUCGCCGGUUGGAGGUGGCCCGGAAUGGAACAGAACCGCAGGGUCUUUCUCCGCACCUUCACCUUCGUCACUUCCCCUCCCGCUCAGACCUCGUGCAGCCAACCCAGCGUCUGCUUACCGUGGUAACCGUGGCAGUCUAGCAGAGGAUUCUGGCGCUCAGGGGAUCCACCUGCUCCUUAGACCCCCGGACUUGCUGUCUCCCAGCCUGUCUCCGCGGCUACCCCCCCACAACCGACCGCCCCCCGCCCCCCUGUCGCCAUGGGAGCAGAGCAACUCCCUGGAGGAGGCGUGGGCUUCGGGAGACUACCUGGAGACGCUCUCCUUCGUGCUUCCCAAUGGCGAGGACCUGGCCCUGGCUACCCCUCUUCCCGGCCACCCCUACGACGACGACGACGACGACGACGACGCCGGUGGGGACUGGGCGCUCUCCUAUGAGGGCGUCUUACCUCGCCGUCCCACCCCGCCGCUUGACUCCCACGUUCUCUUUUCGCCCUCCACCACCGCUCCCGGCGUGCCCCCGCACACCCGCCACGCCCGCCCGGACGUCUUCCCCGCCUGGGACGACGACUACGACCCCGAGGACUUGGCGCCACUCCAGCCGACGGAGAUUCUGCUGCCGGACAUGAACAGUUUAGAAUACUAUACCAACCUUUUGGCAAAGGAGAGGGUGAAGGAGGGUUCUCGCCCCCCCUCUGGUGAGAAGCACGGGGUCCGCUUUUCUCAACCGUUUGUACCCCCAACAGUGAUCCACAACCAAAGCCAAGCUCGGCCUCCCGCCGUGAAGGGGGAGCAGAACUCUGAGGCAUCUCCGAGGUCUGCUCCCCCUCCGCGGAGGGAGCCCGAGCAUCCCCUCGCUGACCCCACCCCUUGGCUGUCCCUCUCACCCUCCCUCACGAGUGAUUUGGAGGCCCCAACAGUUGGUCCUUCUGAGCCAGAAGAAAAAGACCUCUUUGGCCCAAGCGAACCCCCACCCAGUUCCAACACGACCGGUCGGGUGCUUCAGCCUCCGCCGCUGGGACCCCCCACCAGUCUUGAAAGACCGUACACACCAGCAGAGGUCACUGACAAUCCGGGGAAGUCCGCCACCCACAGGACGGCCAUCAGCUUAACCAGAGCGCCUCCGGUGACCACGCCCAGGACGGCCCAGACCCCUCCCGGCAAACAGUACCUGUGCAACGUCAGCAAGCCCGAGUUGUACCUGGUCAGAGUAGGUGGUACCAGAGGCUCGGUAGCUGGGUUCAGUCAGGUCCGGGAUCUUUUGAGGAGAGAGUUUAACCGCUCUGUCGAGCUUCAGUUCUUGAGGACCCCGUCCAGUUUUGCCUUCCGUGUGGUAUCCGGACCGUCGAUCUACACAGCCAUAUCGGUCAUCAACGCCCUCCGCCGACUGUCGCGUCUCUCGGGCACGGUUCCUGCCGUGUCCGCCCUCUACACCGUACCUGACGUCAGGUACCGAGUCCACACGCUGCUGCUUUUUGUUCCCGCCCACGUCGACGUCAGAGUUUGCAACUUUAGCGAGCGUGUGGAGAGCGGCCUCCUGAUGGCGUACAGCGAAACUCGGCGCCGCUCUUUGGAGUCGGGCGCCGUCAGCGUGCAGCUGCUGAACAUCACACUCAACUCCGUGAGGAUGGCGGGCGAGCAGAAGCUUCCCGUCGACAUCGUGUUUGCGGUACGGGACGGGCGAGGCUACCUGCCGGGAUACGAGGUCAGCCGGCACCUGAGGAACCUCAGCCUGGUGGAGUUCAGUUUCUACGUCGGGUUUCCCGCCCUGCAGAUCGCUGAACCUUUUCACUAUCCUGAGCUGAACACCUCCCAUCACUUGAGAUCCACUUGGGUCCGCACGGUCUUGCUCGGCGUGCCAGACGAGAUCGUUUCCGAGCGAAGUUUUAAAGCUCGUGUGGAGCGACGCUUGGCCUCGCUGCUGGAGGAAGGACUGGGAGCGUCUGGCAGGAGGCGCUGGAGGAGAGCCACUGCCGCAGCCGACGGCAGUCUGCAGGUGGUGCGCGUGGCCAGAGUGUCCGGGCCGAAGCGCCCCCUGGAGGUAUUAUAUUUUGUGGAGGGUCCGGGAGGCACCCGGGUCCCGGCGGAGGAGACCGCAGAAACCCUGAACAGCUUGGACCUCCAGAGAGCUGCCAUCGUCCUGGGACACCAGGUCCAGCGACCGAUGGCCCGACCGGUGGAGACCGUGUCCGUCCCGCCAUCUGAGACCCAAAGCAGUAGCAUUUGGCUCAUUGUUGGCGUGAUUGUGCCAGUCUUGCUGGCCCUCUUCAUCAUCAUCCUCCUCUACUGGAAGCUGUGUGGCUCUGAGAAAUUGGAGUUUCAACCAGAUGCCAUCAACACCAUCCAGCAGAGACAGAAGCUGCAGGCCUCCAGUGUGAAAGGCUUCGACUUUGCCAAACUUCACCUGGGCCAGCACAGUAAAGACGACAUCGUGGUGAUUCAGGAAGCGGGACCGCCGCCGGCGUCCGCAAAAGAGGUGACGCCCUCUGAAGGGGGGGGCCUCAACACCCCCAAAUCCAAAGGCUCGUCCACCAAAACUGGCAGAACAGCGCGGCGUCGUGGCAGGGCCAGCCAAUCAGACGCCGACUCGUCGGGUAGCGACCAAUCGAGCGGCAGAGAGUCGGCGGAGGAGAGCGCUCGACCUGCAGCCGCUCCCGUGGAGGCCAAGCAACAGAAGAAGCCGCCCAAAAAUGCGGCAUCGGUCGGAGAUGAGCUGAUGUCGUCGUCUUCCAUCUUUGACCACGUCGACCGUCUUUCCCGCGGCUCGUCGGACGGCGUGCGGCGGCAGGCCGGCAAAGUUCAGCUCAUCGCCAUGCAGCCGCGGGCCAGCACGCCGGCGCAGCCCAGCCCGUCGCUCUCGCAGAAAGUCAGCACUGAGGUGGCACUGCGACACAAGUCUGAGAUGGAGCAGCGGAGGAACAAACUCCGGCAGCGCGCCAAGAGGCGAGGGCAGUGCGAGUUCCCGUCCAUGGACGAUAUCAUGGACGCCUUUGGAGACGGGCCGGUCCAGACCGAAGUGGCCCGGCGUCUCUACGGCUCGGCCCACGACCACACGGACUACGCCGACUGCAUCCUGCGGGCCGACACCCCGUCCCCGCCGACGCCCGCCGACGAGCGGCGGAGAGGGAGGCACUCUCCCCGGGUGCGGCGGGCUCCGCCGGGACCUGGUAGUCUUCCAGAUACGGACCAGGAUCGUCUGCUGAUGGACCAGGCCGCCACUUAUAGAAAGUACCCGGGCCUCAACAACGUGGCCUACAUGUCGGACCCGGACCUGCCUCCGGACCACAGGAGCCCGUCCCCCACCGACGAGGUGUUUGACGCCGCCCUCGCCCCGCCCCCGUACGCGCCGCCCCAGCCCUCCAUCGAGGAAGCCCGGCAGCAGAUGCACUCGCUCCUGGACGACGCCUUCGCUCUAGUGUCCCCGACCUCGCAAGGCCUGAGUCCCGCCCUCCCCGGACCCCUCGGGAGGCAGUGGGGGUCCUACCCGGCGGGGCCCUCCCACAGCCCCCUCUCGGCCAGAUAUGCCGAGCUGGGGGUUUCUCCGAUCUCUGGCCUGGGAGCUCAAGGUCAUCUGCAGAGACAGAGCUCUGGAGGCUUCGUUUCCAGUGGCGAGCAGCUGCAAGAUCACCUGUACUCCGGCAGGGGGCAGUACAAACAGUUGCCCUCCUCCUCCAGACCCCGACCUGUAGGAGGCAGCACAGCAGGUUUGCAGCUCCAGCACCUGACCCAGGUGGGUCUCUCCAGCCAGAUCGGGGCGUACCCGGCGGUGGGUCGCAGCGCCUCGGGCCCGACCGGCUCCCGCUGGAACGAGCGGCACUCGGACCGGGACCUGUCCGGACCCGUGUCCAGCAGAGAGACCGCGGCGUCAUUCGCCGAGUUCUCGUCCGCGUCGGUUUUCCAAUUGCCAAGCUCUUCGCUUCGGGACGCGUCCCCGCCGCCUCUUCUCCUGACCUCCCCGACUCCCGAGUACCUGCCCGAGGACGCCUCGCCGUCCGCCCAUAGCUCGGCCUCCCUGAUCAAGGCUAUCAGAGAGGAGCUUCGUCGCCUGGCCCAGAAACAGGCCGUGACCAGCUACCCCUAGAGUGGUCCGCAUCCGGAUCCCGACUCGACUGACUGGGACAGCCCCGCUUUGGACUCCACCCUAACCCGACCCCCGAACCAUCGAAGUGACCUCCGGAUAUUUACAGGGUUCCAUUUGUCCACCCGUCAUCCUCGGUGUCCACUUGGACUGUGGUUGGUUGGCAAUGAAAUCUUUUAGAGGGGCAAAGGAAUACAGACCCUUGGGGUUGGAUCUCAUCUUCCCGAAGAUCUUGAGAGUCUUCCCACAAAUGCGUCUCUCCCUACUGGUUGUCAAGUGCGGACGUCCCUCCCUCGACAUAAAGUCAUCGUGAAUUUCUUGAGCAAAGCGCGCGGCCCGGAUGGUCCCGGCGGACCUUCCGAGCCGGAUCGCGAUGCACAUCUAGACCUUCUGUGGUGCUAAGUGUCGGUCUGUCAUCAAUGAGCACACAUUUGCCUUCCACGCUCCCGUCAGCCAGGGAGACCAUGUGUCCGUCUUAAAACCGUCAGUGAGGCCUUUGGACUGGAGGUGCUUUCCAGUUCUCAACAGUAUUCAAAUGUUCUCGUGUGUAAAGAAAUCCUAAUGAGCACAAUAUUAAUGUAGGGCUUGCUAUUGAGAUGUUGAUUCUACUAGCUUAGAAUUCUAUUUUAUUUAUCAGCUGGGAUCAAGUCACACGUGUGCAAGUCCAAUGUUUUGUCUUGGGAAAGUCAAGUCACGGGUUGUCUGAAGUGCAAUAUCUGCUCUUCAAAAAGUAAGGGUCAAUCAUAUUGAGGCCAAUUUAUCAAAACUUGUAUGUAUCAUGUCUGAAGUCAAGUCCAAGUGGAGUUUGAAGUCUUUGCUUUUGUCAAGUCAAAAGCGAUCAAAGCGGCGACUUGCGUCGUCCGGAGUCCGAGUGGCAGUGACUCCAGUCCCAUCUCUGCUAUAUAAACAUCGAGAUAAAUGUAUUCGCGAAAGAAAAAAGAUGAGCGCUGUAAGGUCGUAGUUGUGCUGUAGAUUUUGUCUGCCGUAUAAAUGUUAGCUAGCUGCACGCCGCUGUCUUGAAAAGAAAAGAAUUGCUCGCUUCCGUGUCACGGCGGUGACGGCUCAGUGGAGGGAAACCAGUCCAGUCCGCACGACAGCCCGACGAACCGCCUCCGGUUCCAAACAACAUCACAAAUUGUUGAAACGACAGGCACAAGAAACGCAAUUGCGGCGGCGUGGGAAUAGCGACUGGUUCUCUCCGCUGAUUGGUUGAUCGUCGCUCCGAUGUUGCGAUGACAUCAUGAUUUCUCCGAGCCAAUAGUUGUCUGCCUCGGCGAUGUUUCUGCAUGUCUCUCAUUGUUUGAGGCUUUUGGUCUAUGUUAGCAUGCUGCUAAUGUUAGCAUGUCGCUUGGAGCACCGAAUAGGAAAUCAUGUCAGACUUUGAGGGUAUUUUUUGAUGGAAAAGAAAAAAAAAAAAGCUUAGUGUACAUUUGAUGUUGAAGAGAAAACAAUAUAUACUGUAUAUACAAACUAUCUAAGACCCGCCCUAAGACACUCUCUGAUUGGACUGUUCAGCUGCCAGUCAAGCUGUGGGGCCUGUCGAUCACAUGGUGCUACAAUUGAUUAAACUGUUGACGUUGUUUGAGGAGCAGAAGACAAGUUGCUUUAUUUUCUUUCGCACCUCAUCACAAAUUUUCAGGGCCUGAAGAUUGUUGGAACACAUCCAAAGCAUUCUCUAGAUGUAUUCUAAUGCUCAUUGUUCCCCCAUAAAUCUCAACAAUUGAAAUGCUGUGCUUUACAUUUCUUUUAAAAUGUACUCCACUCCAGAAUUUGCCUUUUUAAAAUAAAUAUUUCUUCACGUACCGUC
Molecule: messenger RNA, 6644 nt
Organism: Phyllopteryx taeniolatus (common seadragon)
Lineage: Eukaryota; Metazoa; Chordata; Actinopteri; Syngnathiformes; Syngnathidae
Product: UPF0606 protein KIAA1549-like
Exons: 20
Coding region: 647-4840 (1397 amino acids)
Source: RefSeq, a predicted model, not a curated record